Oncorhynchus keta (chum salmon) is the source of this 1188-nucleotide messenger RNA. Its product is annotated as neuronal-specific septin-3-like. The transcript is spliced from 8 exons. The coding region runs from base 1 to 801 and encodes 266 amino acids. The record is from RefSeq and is a predicted model, not a curated record. Gene Ontology annotation, biological process: cytoskeleton-dependent cytokinesis. Gene Ontology annotation, molecular function: GTPase activity; GTP binding; molecular adaptor activity. Gene Ontology annotation, cellular component: septin complex; microtubule cytoskeleton; cell division site. NCBI's taxonomy places the organism in Eukaryota, Metazoa, Chordata, Actinopteri, Salmoniformes, Salmonidae.
AUGGCCUCUCUGUCUUGGACAGUGAUAGAGGAGAAGGGAGUGAAGAUGAAGCUCACAGUGAUUGACACGCCAGGAUUUGGAGACCAGAUAAACAAGAGAGAAAACUGUUGGGAGCCUGUAGUGAGUUAUGUUAAUGAGCAGUAUGAGAGGUACCUGAAAGAAGAGCUGUACGUCAACAGGAAGCCGAGGAUCCCUGACACACGCGUCCACUGCUGUGUCUACUUCCUGCCUGCCACCGGACACUGGUUACGUCCCAUAGACGUGGAGUUCAUGAAGAGGCUGGGGAAGAUAGUCAGCAUCGUACCGAUCAUCGCUAAGGCAGACACACUCACCAUGGAGGAGAGACAAGAGUUUAAACAGAGGAUAAGACAGGACCUGAAGGCCAAUGGGAUCCGAGUCUACCCUCAGACGGAGUACGACGAAGAUCCAGAGGACAGGAUACUCAACGACAAGAUCAGGGAAAACAUUCCGUUUGCGGUGGUGGGGACAGACAAGGAGCACCAGGUAAACGGGAACAAGGUCCUGGGCAGGAAAACCAAAUGGGGCAUCAUAGAGGUUGAAAACGUGGCACAUUGUGAGUUUACCAACUUGAGAGAUCUGCUGAUUAGGUCCCACCUGCAGGACCUGAAGGACGUGACCCACAACAUCCACUAUGAGACAUUCCGCGUCAGGAGGCUGAACGAGAGUAACCUGACCGUCCACGGUCUGGCCCUGUCCUGCUUUCCAAUGGAGAACGGGACCCACGGAACCAACGGAACCAAUGGAACCUCGGACAGGAGCGAAUCAGAGAGCCACCUCUGAGGGGGAUCACAGAGUGCGUCGCACACAGCAGCAGCUCCAGCUUCCUGCUCACAGCUUCCUGUUUCCUGUUUUGACUGCAAAAUGGUUGGUCGACUGUUUCCCCCAAUCGGAACACGAGAAAGAGAGCGAAAGAAAGAAAGAGGAACUUUUUUUUUUAACAAAGGAGAGAUGUUUUCGGUGGCCACCACACCUUGGAUUUUGAACAUUUUAUUGAGUUUUACUAAAGACAUUAUUGAUAAGAAAUGCAUUUAAACUUCAUAUAUGAAUAUAUUUUCUCAGAAUGAGUUUAUAUGUCCUGGAAGCAGGGUCACACAGGGCUGGAAGAGCAGAGAUACAUGGAGAGAGAAAAACAGGGGGAGAGUGAGGGAUGGAGACGGGGAGAGUGAG